CGAUCGGAGGUGAGAAAAUGUACUUCGAGCUCCUCCAGCUCCACCCCAUCGUCGUCAACCUCUCCUUCUACGGUACCGGAGCUCUGAUGGAUCGAGCAUCGACGGAGGGCGGAGGGCUGAGCUACAACCCCAUGUUCGCCGCCAUGAAGGCGCUCGGGGUUGUGGUCACCAACAUUGACAAGGCUCCCAUCUGCCUCAACGCCCUCGUUCUCGAGCGUCCGUUCGCUACCUCCCAGGAGCUCAGCAGCUCCAUCCGCAAGCACUACCGCACUCAGCUCAUUCAGCAGCUCUACAAGCUCGUCGGGUCCUUCGAGUUCCUCGGGAACCCCGUCGGGCUGGUCAACAAUCUGGGCACGGGGGUGCAGGACUUCUUCUACGAGCCUGCCCAGGGAAUGAUGAAGUCGCCGGCGGAGUUCGCCAAGGGGAUGCAGAAGGGGAGCCUUUCGCUCUUCAAGAACAGCACCUACGGGGUCUUCAACGCUGCCUCCAAGAUCACCAGCUCCAUGUCCAAGAGCCUCGUUCAGCUCUCCGGUGACUCAGACUAUGCUCAGAAGCGGCAGGAGUCGCAGAGCCAGCGGCAGAAGGCCGGCAGCUCCAACCUGGCGCAGGCCCGGCAGGACGCGCUCAACGAGAUGUCGGAGGGGCUGAUGGACCUCACGUCAAAGGCUACCGAGGCUGUGCGCGACACGACCAAGGACGGGGAAGUGCUGAAGAGGUUGAGGCCUCCGAGAGUGAACGUGGGGGAUGGGGUCUUGAGAUUGUACGACGCGAGGUCUGCCUAUGGCUGCAACGCCAUGCGCGUGAUUCACAGCGGGUCCUGGAAGAACGAUCGCUACAUCGGAUUCUGCGUGCUCGACGCCAACGAGGCUGCGCUGGUCACGGACAAGAACAUCUGCGUUCACAAGUUCUCCUCCCACGAAGUCGCCUGGGAACUUCCGAUCGUAGCCGUGAAGGAGGUCCAAGUCGAUGGUAGCAAAGUGCUUGUGUUGCCCCAGGACGGGAUCCAACCAGUUAACGACGCCGGGGCGAAGACGGCAGUCACGCCUAUGACGUGCACUGACUCUCGAUACGCGGAGUACCUCGGGGAUGUGAUCAGGCGAGCAGUCUCGGUCGCAGGCAUUGAGUUCAUGCAUCGCAAGUCAAAGACGGCAAACAGCGAGUACAUGCUGUGAGACAAGAGACGAGUACAUGCUGUGAGACAAGAGACGAGUACAUGCUGUGAGACAAG
Messenger RNA from Guillardia theta CCMP2712, 1228 nucleotides. RefSeq lists its product as hypothetical. The transcript has 8 exons. The coding region runs from base 18 to 1172 and encodes 384 amino acids. Gene Ontology annotation, cellular component: extrinsic component of membrane. The record is from RefSeq and is a predicted model, not a curated record. Gene Ontology annotation, biological process: protein targeting to vacuole; protein retention in Golgi apparatus. NCBI's taxonomy places the organism in Eukaryota, Cryptophyceae, Pyrenomonadales, Geminigeraceae.